Molecule: messenger RNA, 2375 nt
Organism: Lymnaea stagnalis (great pond snail)
Lineage: Eukaryota; Metazoa; Mollusca; Gastropoda; Lymnaeidae
Source: the annotation of a GenBank genome assembly
UGAAUGAUAAUGAAAAAGACUAGACUAGAAGUAGAAGUGAAAUCAAGUGGUGAGUCAAUUGAAUUACUCUUUGAAGUCAUUGAGUUAGACGUUUAUUUUACUUGAGUAGGACUAUUUAUAUCUACUAUUGGCUAUUGGUCUAGGGGAAUACUAUGCAAAAUAAUAUAUUACUAAUAUAGUAUGUAUAAUAUUAUUAGUAGUAUCUAGUGUCUAUAGUUAUAGUAUAGGCUGUACUUAUAAAUUUUAAUAUAGAUAGCUAUAAUUAUUAUAUUUACAGUCAUACAUUGACAUAAUCUAGCAGUAUACUAUAUAUAUUAUAAUAUAUUAUACAACUAGUUAUCACUGUGACAUGAAUUGAGACAAAGACCAAUAGCCUAAAUUUUGCUAAAUUUAAAGUAACAAGAUGGCGCUAUGCCAAAAUGAUGAAUUUUAUAUUCUCAAUUCUUUAAAAUAUUGGCAAGGUUCUAGUAAAAGUAUUUAUAAUCUGUUUUCUUACGGCAUUAUGUUUGAUUUCCAUUUUGUUGUUUUUAAUCAUUCUUACAACCUCUAAUUUUAUUACCUAUUAACAGGAACUAAUUUAAAAUGAGUGUUGACACAAGCCUAGUGGAUACGCCAGGUGUAUCAGUCUAUUUUGAUGGAAAACCUAUACAAGAUGAACAGGAGGCCGAACUAUUACGUGAAGAUGAACGACAUGCAAGAGAGGUGAAUUAUUUUGGCUUAUUUUUACAUAUUAUUCAAUGUAAAUUUUUAAAUUUAUAAUUAUGUUCUUAGAUUUCAACAUUUGUAAUUUUCUUCAUAUUUCAAGAAGUUAAAAAAAUUCUUCAAUAUUUUGUUUAAAUUGCAUAAAAAGUGUCUGCCUUAGCCUUAAUAUAAUAUAUUGACCUCUUGUAUGAAUUUAUUACUUAAGAUCAAAAUUAGAAAAAAAUAAUUAAAAUUUCAGUGCUAUAGCUUACUAUAAUUACUAUGCGUGCUGUUUACUGACCUUAAUUCUCAUCAGAAAAGAAUUAUCAGUCUCAAAAUGACAAUUGUAUUGACUUUCCCCAUCACAGCUGCAGCGAGCCAUAGCAACUGAGCUGGAGGAAUUUGAAGAUGAUUUUUAUUCUGAGUCAGAUGAGGAUUCAGGAGAAGAAAGUCAGAAUACAACAAGUCAGCUUAGCAGGUACAUUUAAGCAUAGUAAUAAGUGGCAUGGACAUCAUUUAGGUAGGGCAAAAGGUGGGGGGGGGGGGGGGGGGGUGGAAUUCACCCCCCUACUGAAUUUUCAGGUGUUAGUUAAAUUGGUAUGUACUGUGGCCCCUACAGUAAAAAACAACUAAACAAGCUGGUUAAGUUUUGGUGUCGCCCCCCCCCCCAUGAAUUUUCAGGUGUUAGUUAAAUUGGUAUGUACUGUGGCCCCUACAGUAAAAAACAAAUAAACAAGCUGGUUAAGGUUUGGUGUCGCCCCCCCCCCCCUCCAAAAAAAAAGCAGUAUAGUUAAGCUUAAUACUACAAUUCAGCUUGGCAGGUAUCGUUAAUCUUAAUUACUAGUCAGGUUAAUAGGUACAGUUAAGCUAAAUUACAACAAUUCAACUUGGCAGGUAUGGUUAAGCUUAAUUACAACAAGUCAGGUUAGUAGGUACAUCCAUCCAUCCCUGUGGCACUACAGCCAAUGUAGGGCUUUGGCCUGCCUCACUACUUCCUUCCACUUAGACCUCAGGUUAGCAGGUACAGUUAAGCUUACUUACCACAAGUCAGGUUAGCAGGUACAGUUAAGCUUAAUUAAAAGUCAGGUUAGUAGGUACAUCCAUCCAUCCCUGUGACACUACUGCCAAUGUAGGGCUUUGGCCUGCCUCACUACUUCCUUCCACUCAGACCUCUGCUUAGCAGGUACAGUUAAGCUUACUUACCACAAGUCAGGUUAGCAGGUACAGUUUAGCUUAAUUACAAGAAGUCAGGUUAGCAGUUACAGUUAAGCUUACUUACCACAAGUAAGGUUAGCAGGUACAGUUAAGCACAGUAAUCACAUUCACUGCUUCACAUGCCUCAAGCAUUAUACUCUCAUUUUUUAAAUUAUUAUUUUUUUUUUUCACUUUAAAAAAAAAAAUGGAAUGAGGGAUUAUUUUUGAGCUAUGAUACAAUCUAUUUUAAUGCGUAAAUAUUGAGUGAUGUAUUCCUAACUGUAAUCAUUCAUGUACAUUGCAGGAAUGUCUCUCAUUCAGAAGCUGAGGUAAGCCCAGUUUUUGCAAAGCUUCCAAGACAUCCACAAACAUCACCUCUGUCAAGGGCCAGGUGGAAAUCUCAUUCCAUUCCUGAAGGACUUCACGAAAAUUACAACCAGUUGGCUCCGUUUCAUCAUCAGAAUGGUGGUAAAAGAUUGGAGGAGAUGCAAAAUGGCCUC